AAAAGAAGCCGUUUUGAAAGAGCGUGCAGUAUUAAAAAUAAAUGUUGUAGCAAUUAAUUUUAAAUCUUUAUAAAACCAUGUGCUGGUGCUGGAGUGUGUGCCCUGGUGAUAUAGUCGUCACUGUUUGGGUGCAGCCGCAGUGCAUGCUGGGAGCUGGCGGAUCAGCCAGGAACAUUUGGCUUAACUUUAGAUUUGAGUGGGAAUUAAGGAACUGGCAUCCAGACAUGUUGUCAGGGGAGGAGAUCUUAUGCAGCACGCGACAGGUGAUCGCAGGGCUGGAGGCUUUGCGUGGUGAGAACCGAACGCUGCUGGACAGCCUGCAGGAAACGCUUGAGAGCCAGACAUGCAGUGAGAGCUUGGAACAGGAAAAGACCACUAUCAUUCUGGAGUCUCUGGAGAAGAUUGAACUGGGCUUAGGGGAGGCACAGGUGAUGAUGGCACUGUCGGCACACCUCGGGUCUUUGGAGGCAGAGAAGCAGAAGUUGCGUGCUCAGGUGCGGAGGCUGUGUCAGGAGAACCAGUGGCUGAGGGACGAGCUGGCUCGUGCUCAACAACAGCUGCAGGAAAAAGAACAGGAAGUGGUCACUUUAGAGGAGCAGAACAGACAUCUGCAGUUCAUGAGCAGCAUUCGUAAAUAUGACCACGAAGAGAUGCCUUUGGAAGAUAAAGAUAAUACACCAGGCAAGGAAUCCCUUGAUGAUCUCUUUCCUACAGAUGAGGAGGAGCAGUCUCACAUGUCACAGCCCCACAGCAGAGCCGCCGCUGCUGCCCAGCAGGGAGGUUAUGAGAUCCCAGCCCGACUCCGAACGCUGCACAACCUGGUAAUCCAGUACGCCUCUCAGGGCCGAUAUGAGGUGGCCGUGCCGCUCUGCAAGCAAGCUCUGGAGGACCUGGAGAAAUCCUCAGGCCACACCCAUCCAGAUGUUGCUACCAUGCUCAAUAUCCUGGCUUUAGUCUACAGGGAUCAGAACAAAUAUAAGGAAGCCGCCAAUCUCCUAAAUGACGCAUUGGCUAUCCGUGAGAAGACACUAGGCGUUGAUCAUCCAGCUGUGGCAGCUACUCUGAAUAAUCUGGCUGUGCUGUAUGGAAAAAGGGGGAAGUACAAAGAGGCAGAGCCACUGUGUAAAAGAGCUCUGGAGAUCAGGGAAAAGGUGCUAGGGAUGGACCACCCUGAUGUAGCCAAGCAGCUGAAUAACUUGGCCCUCCUAUGUCAGAACCAGGGCAAAUAUCAGGAGGUGGAACAGUACUACGAACGCGCCCUGCACAUUUAUCAGAGCCGACUGGGACCCGAUGAUGCAAACGUGGCCAAGACAAAAAACAACCUGGCCUCAUGCUACCUCAAGCAGGGGAAGUACAGGCAGGCUGAGGCUCUGUAUAAGGAGAUUUUGACCCGUGCUCAUGAGAAAGAGUUUGGAUCGGUGGAGGGGAAUGGCCCACCGGUUUGGAUACACACAGAGGAGGGAAGCUCUAGACAGGAUGGUCUCGGGAGUCUAAAGCGCAGCGGAUCAUUCACCAAACUCCGCGAAUCCAUACGGCGAAGCAGCGAAAAACUUGUUCAAAAGCUAAAAGGAGUUGGGACUCAGGAAACAACCCCUCGAGCUGCUGGAAUGAAGAGAGCGAAUUCCCUCAAUGUGCUUAAUGUGGGUGUAAGGGAAAGCCAAGAAUCCACCAUGAGGUCCAGCAGGUUGACAGACACACGGGGGCUGAGCUCCAGCACCCAGAGCUUAGCCCGCCGCGCGUCUUUGAGCGGAGACAGCUAACCUUAACUCCCAACGGAUCCAUGUGACAUCAGAACUCUGACAAGCUAUCAACAUCUACAUCUAAUUGCUAUGUGAUGUCUACAGAGAUCAUAUGAAGUAUAAGAAAUGGUAUGUGAAUGAUAAAUGUGGGUCAAAACAUAGUUUUGUAGUAUCAUACACAUAGCCUGUGAUGCACUUUGAGCAAUGUUUACUUUUGUAGCAGUUUUAAAAUCAAACAUAUACAGCUCUCUGUAAUCUUAAGAUGAUUUUGAAUUGCACUUAACUGAAGAAUCCUAAAUUAAAGGCACAUGAAGGAUGUUACGUUCCAAAACUAAUGAAAUUCCAAGUCAAACAAUUGUAGUACUAUACCUGUGCCUGGUAAGUAAGGGACUUUUUAUUUUUCAAGUUCAAACACAUUUUAUUAUAAUCUAUUUAUUAUACUAAAGUUCAAUGUUACAUAAUGUUAACUCUAUUACAUUCUCGUUUAAUGUUACAAAUUCCAUGAAGAACAUAUUUAUGCAUUAUUUGUUGCUGACGAACCAAAUAAAAUCUAUACCUCUAUGAAAAUCUAAAUGUUUCAGCAAACAAAGAGCUGUCGUUCGGUCACUUGCAGCUGACUUUAAAGAGCUGGGCCCGUAUUCUUAAAGCUUCUAAGAAUCCUCUAAGAAAGCUCUCUACGUAGGAGUCUUAGCUUAAAAGUGAUUCGGGACCAAUCUGAGAGCAACUUUGAGCAAGGAAACGACAAAAACUUUUAUCUUAGGGAGGAGGCGGGGCUGACCCCUUUGCUAUGUCUUUUGAAGACAAAAAUAGAAAAAAUAACUUUUAAGUAUAGGGUCGUUAGUUUGAAAUUGCACGUGUAAUUUUUUUCUGUUUUACCGUACUCACGCACACACACACACACAUAUUCUUUAUUUUUUAUUUACCAUGCUGUUAAUGUCAACGUAUUUGAUAGAAAAUGAACAGUGACACAACAAGUUUCUGUAAGUGCUGUAAUUGUUUGUGUGAUCCCCAUAGAAGGUUGUGACGGAACCAAAUCAUCUCUGCUGCAUAGUUGCAUUUUUCCAGUUGCCAAAUAUGUUAAUGUAGUGAUUUCUUCUAUUUCUGGCGCUAUGGCAUGUCUGCGCUGUCUUGGAGAUGUUAGCGCGCCUCCAAUAGGAUCGGUCACAAACAUGAACCCUGCACGAUCAAAUGUCUUGUUUUAUUAACGUCAUUCAGUUCAAUUUAAUUAAAUUUUAUAGCGCUUUUACAAUUUGCAUUGCAUCACAGCAGCUGUACAAGAAAACCAAAACAAAGAAAAACAAAAGUUGAACACACAAAAAAACAAUAAAAAUAAAAAAUCUGAUAACCUUAAAAAUAAUAUGGAAAUUGUCAUGCAUUGCAACACAUUUCUUCUGACUUUUCAUGUUUCGUCUAUUUUCUCUGCUGCUAAAGAAACCUCUUAAAAGUCCUCCUCGCUGCUCCUAACAAUUUUGGACAUUAAGAGCUCUUUUAAGGGUUAAGAAGAUGCUUUAUGAAUUACUUUUUUCUUCACUAGGAUCUUUUCUGUAAUUUUAAGGGGAAACGCCCACAUUUCUAAGAUUUUUUUUAGAAUUUUGUCACUAGGAGCAACUCUUUCCGCUAAGAUUUUUCAAGAAUAGGGCCCAGAAGUUUCCCCACAGUGUAAAAAUGUACAGU
Molecule: messenger RNA, 3413 nt
Organism: Triplophysa rosa
Lineage: Eukaryota; Metazoa; Chordata; Actinopteri; Cypriniformes; Nemacheilidae
Gene: klc3
Product: kinesin light chain 3
Exons: 14
Coding region: 78-1760 (560 amino acids)
Biological process (GO): axo-dendritic transport
Cellular component (GO): membrane-bounded organelle; kinesin complex; cytoplasm
Molecular function (GO): kinesin binding
Source: RefSeq, a predicted model, not a curated record